AUGGUCGAGCAGACCGAACAGAAGGACUUACCCAAGUAUCCGUGUCGCUUUUGUGAGAAGCGCUUCAAGCGCGUGGACCACGUACAACGUCAUGAACGAAGACACACCAAGGAGACGCCUUACCCGUGCUCGUGCGGCCAGGCUUUUAGUCGACAUGAUCUCUUAACCAGACAUCAGAAGAUUGUGCAUGGUAUUGAGCCUGCAAAGCGACGCAAACUGCACCACAACGGGCAGAACGAGAAGCCUGCUGGAGAAAGUGCAUCUCAUCCGCAUGAGCGCGUGUCUGGAAGCCGUGGUAACGACGAUGAAAGGCAUUCGGGGCAGCUGUUCUCGGGAAUUGGGCCUCCGCCUUUUAAUAAUCUGUCCGACUCUCGAGCAGGCACGACUGAUCACGCCAGAGACGUCUUGAAUGCGCUGGGCAUCGACGCUUGGAACCUCGACGGCUACCGAUAUCCAUCAGCCGAGAAGCACGCAUCCGAGCGAAGUAAUGAGCUUGCACACGCUGCCACGCCUCCGGCAACGCUUCGGCAUGGCAAUCCUGCAACAAACGUUGCUUCGACCACAGAUGCUGGCGCUACGCUCAUCCCAGUAGUCAACGGACACAACGAAGGCCCCGCAGAUGCGUUGCCUACGUUCGACUACACGAGCAUCGAUACCCCCGGUCUCGACUUCGCGGGUCUGCAAACUUCGAACGCUAUACCUAGCUUCGAUCAUGUAUCGCCUGCGGCAGCGCAAAGUGUCAGUGCGACUUCCAUGUCGAUGCCCUCGGAAAGGCAUGACGGUGCAGAGUUGAAUGUGUUCUCGAGGCUUGGAUCCCCGCUGCCGUCGUCUCGCCACAACGACACCAGCCUGUCUGUCCGAUCUGACCAGCAUGAUCGAUCAAGCUCACUGCCUUGCUGGAAGAUCUCGCCGGAGGACUAUGUCGCCAUCCAGUCCGAGCAUCAGCCAUUUCUACACAAGGCGACCUUCCGCCCUAGUGAAGCUGCACUGGAGUUGAUCUUCGCUAUGUGUAGUGUUGGCUCACAGCUUCGUUUUGAGCCUGUUGCAGGCGCAUCGUUCUUUCACGCGUCUAAAGCAUUGAUAUUGGAUCACCAGCACGCCGUGAACAACGGACCAGAGCAGCCAGCUUUGCAGGAAAAUCGAGGCCUUACCGAGGACAUUCGUCGAUGGCAGACAAUGCAGGCUUUGCUUACAUUGAUGUGUUUUGGAUCGUGGGGACCAAAGCACCUCUUGGGCGAGACCAUGAUGCUGCAAAGCCUCUUAGCCGGUCUCGUCAGGACCGAGGCCGUAUUCGAUCUUCAACCCACUGAUGACGAGUCCAUGCCGCUUCAGGACCGAUGGACUGCGUGGAUUGAGCACGAACGUCGGAGAAGAGUCCGAAACAUUGCCUACUGCUUCACGUCUUUGCAGAGUCUCGCCUAUAACACCGUACCUCCGAUAUCCUCGGCCGACGUCCAGGGCUACACGCCUAGCUCAGCCCGUGAAUGGGCUGCUCCGACUGCCGAACGAUGGCUUGAAGCGCGAAACGCCACGAAGAUUGUUCAUCUGCCAUUCCAGAAAGCUUUUGCAGGGCUCUUCUCGGACGAACCAGAUGGCGAAGCAUCUAUGUCGCCUCUUGGGCUCUAUGCUAUGAUCUUUGGGAUCCUGCAGUGCAUCUACUAUCUGCGACAAGGCUACCCGUUUGGGACGGAUCACCUCGAUCCGAGUCAGACCACGCGCCUGGUAAAGGCUUUGCACAGGUGGCAAGUCCUCUGGGAACGUUGCCCGGAGUCCACGAUCGUAGCGGAUGGCUCAAUGGGCCCGAUCUCUUUCAACUCGAUUGCGUGCUUGCGUAUGGCCUGGAUUCGACUCCACCUGGACCUAGGGCCUUGCAGGCAUCUUGCAACACGGGAUGAGGCUACAAUCGCCCGUGUCUUCACUGCUGAUCGAUCUCUUGUCCGUUCUGCCGAACUCACCUCUCCCCUUCUCCAGGCUAUUCAUGCGUUAAGCGUGCCUGUACGUCUAGGAAUUAAAUUCGUUGCCAGGAGUCAAACCAUGCUAUGGAGCGUCAAUCAGUCCUUGUGCACACUCGAGUGCGCCGUGAUCAUCAGCAAAUGGCUCACGGCUCUCGGCGACACAAUCGAUGCCUCGUCUUUGACGUACCAGGAAAAGAAUAUCUUGCAGAUUCUGCGCGACAUCGUGCUUGAAAGUGGUGCUUUUAGUGACAGCGAAGUCUCGGCCCUGUCUCCCUUCGACGACACCGGGAUCGCAUUCAACGAUACAAGCAGAAAUAUGUACAGAAGUCCUUCGGCAGACCCAUUUGCAGAUUUGAGCUUCUUCGUCGACCCAGCAGUGUGGGCUUUGCCUGAGGAGCCGCCGGUGCCCAGCACGUCAUUCGCUCUGGAGGAUACAGCGAAAUGGAAGCGUCAGAUCUCAUGUCUACUCGAUACAGUGGCGCGGUUGUGGGCUGAGAUUUUCUCGAAUAGUCACGUCUUCGAUUUGGUCACAACGAUCGGGAAAGCUUUGAAUGUACAUGCAAAUACGCAAGAGCGGUCGAGCUGA
Molecule: messenger RNA, 2541 nt
Organism: Cyphellophora attinorum
Lineage: Eukaryota; Fungi; Ascomycota; Eurotiomycetes; Chaetothyriales; Cyphellophoraceae
Exons: 3
Coding region: 1-2541 (846 amino acids)
Biological process (GO): regulation of transcription by RNA polymerase II; DNA-templated transcription
Cellular component (GO): chromatin
Molecular function (GO): zinc ion binding; RNA polymerase II cis-regulatory region sequence-specific DNA binding; DNA-binding transcription factor activity, RNA polymerase II-specific
Source: RefSeq, a predicted model, not a curated record